Molecule: messenger RNA, 4424 nt
Organism: Mustela erminea (ermine)
Lineage: Eukaryota; Metazoa; Chordata; Mammalia; Carnivora; Mustelidae
Gene: ZNF322
Product: zinc finger protein 322
Exons: 3
Coding region: 944-2152 (402 amino acids)
Biological process (GO): regulation of transcription by RNA polymerase II
Molecular function (GO): DNA-binding transcription factor activity, RNA polymerase II-specific; RNA polymerase II cis-regulatory region sequence-specific DNA binding
Source: RefSeq, a predicted model, not a curated record
CCCUCACCGCCGCUCGCGUUGGGCUUUCAAUUCUGGUCUUCUUGACCUGCGCGCUGUUUACUUGUCAGCGUCCUCAAGCAGCCGGCCCUAGGUUCUGUGCAGGUGUCCCAGGUGUCCCGUGAGGGAGCGCGAGAAUGGCCCGUGGCUGCUGCGCCUGACUCUGGCGCCAGAGCCGUGAACCACGGCCGCUUCGCCCUGCGCCUGCGCGGGAGGCCCCCGCCACGUGUCCCCGCGCGCUGUCUGGGGCUGAGCAGCUCCUCUCGCUUCGGAUUGUCCGUAGCAGAAAAGGGCCUUGAGGGGACGGAAGGCUCGGCGACCUGGAAAAGGCAGGUUCACGCUGCUGCGGGAACGAACGGGCAAACAAGUCUGAGGGCGCGAACCGCCUUUACGCCCCUAGUUGGCCGCCUCCCAAACUGUUCACGCGGAAAUAGAGGUCCCCUCGGCCGUCGUAGAGGGUGAAUAACCAGAAACGCGAUCCCUGCGCGCGCUCCAGCCAAGGGCCGUUGCCGACGGUCGAGCCGCGGGUCUGAGCGCGCAGCUGCGUUCUGUGGCCCCGACGGCCCCGCAGGCGAGAGCGGCCCAGGCUCCCGCGGGGAGACGGACGCCCCGGCCUGUGCAGGCUCCCCUGAGAGUUAGGAUUGUGGCGCUGCCUUCCAUGUUGUUAGGUCCCCGAGAAGCUAUAGGUGAACUCACUCUUCCUUGAGAAACCAAAUUCUUAGGACCAGGAAGUCAAGGCUGCGUUCCUUCCAGUUAGCUUCUGGGGUUGGAAAUACCAAGUAAGGAAUCAGCAUAUAUGAUGCUGGAAACGUUUACAGACGAGCUGCUCCUGACUGAAAGGCCUACGACAGAUGUGUCUCUCAAGUUCUUACCAAGAAAACAACUAUGAAGAACACGAUGGGUCAAGAAGACCAGUGGAAAACUCCCUAGGAGAGAGCCAUAGAAAAUGUUCACUUCAGAAGAGAGAUAUAAUCAGAGAACUCAGAAGAGGAAAAUCUAUCAUGGAUGCCCUCAGAAGGGUAGAAAGAUUUUUAUUCAUGUGCAUGAGAUUACUCAAAUAGAUGAUCAGAUAUACCAGUGCCUUGCAUGUGAGCAAAACUUCUGUGAGAACUUAGCUCUUAUUAUGUGUGAGAGAUCCCACACUGGGGAGAAACCUUAUAGAUGUGAUAUGUGUGAGAAAACCUUCGUCCAAAGCUCAGAUCUUACUUCACACCAGAGGAUCCACAAUUACGAGAAACCUUAUAAAUGUAGCAAAUGUGAGAAGAGCUUUUGGCACCACCUGGCCCUUUCGGGACACCAGAGAACACAUGCAGGUAAAAAAUUCUAUACAUGCGAUAUUUGUGGCAAGAAUUUCGGUCAGAGCUCUGAUCUGCUUGUCCACCAGCGAAGCCAUACAGGCGAGAAACCGUAUCUGUGUAGUGAGUGUGAUAAAUGCUUCAGUCGAAGCACAAACCUCAUAAGGCACCGAAGAACUCACACAGGGGAGAAACCGUUUAAGUGUCUGGAGUGUGAAAAAGCUUUUAGUGGGAAAUCAGAUCUUAUUAGCCACCAGAGAACUCAUACUGGCGAAAGGCCCUACAAAUGUAAUAAGUGUGAGAAAAGUUACCGACACCGUUCAGCCUUCAUUGUUCAUAAAAGAGUUCAUACUGGGGAGAAGCCCUAUAAGUGUGGUGCCUGUGAGAAAUGCUUUGGCCAGAAAUCCGACCUUAUCGUACACCAGAGAGUCCAUACAGGUGAGAAGCCGUAUAAAUGCUUGGAAUGUAUGAGAAGUUUUACCCGGAGUGCCAACCUAAUCAGGCAUCAGGCAACUCACACUCACACUUUUAAAUGCCUUGAAUAUGAGAAAAGUUUCAGCUGUAGCUCAGACCUCAUUGUGCAUCAAAGAAUUCACAUGGAAGAGAAACCACAUCAGUGGUCUGCGUGCGAGAGCGGCUUCCUCCUGGGCAUGGACUUUGUUGCCCAACAGAAAAUGAGAACGCAGACCGAGGAGCUGCAUUACAAAUACAGUGUGUGUGAUAAAAGCUUCCACCAGAGCUCAGCCCUUCUUCAACAUCAGACAAUCCAUCUCGGUGAGAAACCAUAUCUCUGUAAUAUGGGCGAGAAGGGUCUUGAGCUCAGUCCUCCCCAUGCAUCAGAAGCCUCACAAAUGUCUUGAACAGACCAGAAGUUAGAACACCCUAAGAAAUGUACUUAAAACAUGUCAGAGGACCCAGUAAAGAGCUCUGGGCAAAUCUCAGACUUUCCUCAGAGCUCGGACUUCCAUGGGGACCAGAGAAUACAGCUGUGGGAAGUCGAGAAAUGGUUUGCCCAGAGAGUGACCCUCACAGAACACUUAAAUCAGUCACUUCAGUGAGAAACCUGAACAGAUGCCCUGAGGCUUGGGAAAAACCUUUAGUCCAAGCUUGUAUCUGAUCACCCACAAGGGGAUUCUUACAGGUAAGAAACCUUACAGAUGCAGUGAGUGUGGGAGAGCUUUCUAGCAGUGCUCAAGCCCUCCUCAUCCCGAGAGAAUUCACACCAGAGGACUUCUUAAAUGCCCUCAGUGUCAACAGAGCUUUGGACAGUAUGCACGUCACACUGGACGUCAGAAAGCCCACAAUGGGGAGAAACCCCAGCAAGUGUGUAAAAGGCUUCUUACGACUUUCUUACUCUUCAGAGAAGCCAUACUGGUGAAAACGUGUAUAUUUGUCUUGAAUGUGGCAAAAACAUGAGUUGGAGAGCCGCCUUGGGUUUGCACCAAAGAAACCCAAUCUGAGGAAAGACCUUACAGUGUCUCUGAGUGAGAAAAACUUCUGUCAAUGAACAGCUCUCGUGGUACACCGGGGAACUCACAUUAGUGAAAAACCCCCUUGAGUCUGAAAAAAGCCUUGCUAGAAACUCCUCCCUCAUUGGGUCUCAAAGAACGUGCUCUGUGGAGAAUUCUGCGCCAGUGAGAGCUCGAGCUGUGGACUGUGUACAUAUAAUAGGUAACAGUUGACCCAUAUGGUAGAGGUGACUUUCAGUCGAGGCAGUAUGUAAAUCGUUGUUCAGAUACCCAGAAACUUGUUCUGGGAGGAGCUAGGGCAGGUCACAGUAGGCCUGAUGGGUAACUCAGGUAAAGAUGCUUUUUUAUCUGAACCACUUAAUGAUUGCUUUACUUUUCACUUUUUAAAAUUUGGAAAUCCAAUAAAGAAAAGGACUGUAACUUUGUGAUAGAAGGUGUGGCAUGUGUUCCUAUUGGGGGAAAAGGAUUAUAUUGAUUCGGCCUUUGUCGAUUUUUAAUUCUUGGCUAGAAUGGGGACUAGUGUGUUGACAGUAGCCUGGGAAUCUUUUACUGGUAGUGAAAAGAACUGAACAGCUAGGGAGUAGUUCCCCUAGAUCAGAACUCUUCCCAAAAGUUCCCCCUUUGGAGGGCCAACCUCAUAAAGAGAAUACUCAGCAUUUUACUUAGUGUGAGUUAAGGCAUUGCCCUCAAAAAUUUCCUUUUCCUCAAACAUCUUUGAGAGGAUCGCUGGCAUUUGAAAUUUCAGCUUUAGAGAUUCAUUUCUUUUAAACUCAGAAAUGCAGAUUUCAGUUUAACAGUCGUGUCCUGAUGUCGCUAGCUAGCAUCCCAUAUUUUUAUGACUUUAACUUGUCUCUUUCACUGAUAAAAUGCUCUUCAGCUCCUUGCAGAAUGAUUAAGGGAAACCAAAAGAAAGGUUUAAGCCUGAGGAGGCACAAAGUAAAACACGUAAAGAUGCGUCAUUCAUGAAGGAGCUAAAACUUCGUGAUUUUGAGUAUCCCACAUUCCAAAGCUGGUGUUCUUUUCACUCCAUUUUCCUGCUGUUUUUAGUGAAUCAAGCCCCAUAAUGAUAUGCCUUUCAUUUAUUUCAGUUCUUCCAAGGAAAGAAAAUACUUUUUAUUCCCAGGGAAAGGAUUGCAGUCACCACAACAUAAGGUAUCUGUGUGGCUUGGAACGUAGGAUUCUGAAUGCUAGAAGGGAAAAGGAGUGGUCAGGUUUAUCAGACAUUUAAGGAUAAGCACUUAUCUCCGAUUUAACAGAAUAAUUAAUGAUUAUCUGUAACAUUCUCUAGAAAUACUAUAAUUAAUCCAGUGAUUAUAGAUGGACAAUUCUGAGGGGUUUUUUUCUUCCCUCAGAUUAAAAGACAUUUAAUAUAAAUGCUUAAGAUUCCUACAGUAUUUGGGGCAAUAGACUGGUGAGUAAAUACUCUUGCUAGUCUGGGUUCUCUGGUUUAUUUUAACAAAUCCCUGCACUCGAGAGAGUGUUGGCAUCAGACUUAAGGAGGUGGCCAACUGCUGCCUGUGUACGGCUCUAAGCUUUGAUCCUAACGACUGGUUGAUGAGCUUGAUAAUCUUAGGGUCAGUGGAUAUAGCUUAUAGUGAUAAUAAGGAAUCUGGUUCUAGGGUGGGGUUUUCUUGGGUUUUUUUGGUCUUUUUUUUUUUUUUUU